Dermatophagoides pteronyssinus (European house dust mite) is the source of this 1228-nucleotide messenger RNA. RefSeq lists its product as uncharacterized. NCBI's taxonomy places the organism in Eukaryota, Metazoa, Arthropoda, Arachnida, Sarcoptiformes, Pyroglyphidae. The record is from RefSeq and is a predicted model, not a curated record.
AUUGCGAAAUUUUGAAAUUCCUGAAAAUUUUAUUUUUAAAAAACUCUACAAGCAACAAAACAACAGUAAAUAAAUUAUGGGAACAACUGGAAGAUUUGGUGGCGGUGGUCAUGGUUUGACUGGACCAAAACAUAUCUGGUAUGAUACAGAUUAUUCAGAAUUAUACAAAGGAUUGGCUGUUGUUAUUGGUUUUUUUCUAUUCUUGGUUCUUCUAUUAUUGAUAUUCAUAUUAAUAUCUUAUCUACGUAAAUGGUAUCGCCUUAAGAAACGUCCAAAUGAAGCCGUUGUUGGUAAUAAUAAUGAACGAUUAAAUUCAACAAAUGUUUCCAUUACUGGCCAAUUACAACAUCAACAACAAUUACCACCACAUUCAAUGAAUUUAAAUCAUCAUCAACAACAACAACAACAACAUCAUCAAUCAAUCAAUUUACAAUCAUUACCAUCAUCGGGUAAACCAUCUGUAUUAUCAUUACAUUCACAUAAAUCAUCAAUAAGUAAAAGUGGUACACCAACAUCAACAACAACAUCGGGUCAAUUUAAUUAUGGUUUGGAUAAAGAUCAGCAAACAAAAUUUUAUAAAAAACAUAGCCGUGUUGGUUUAUCACAAAAUUCAUCAGCUAAUUCAUCACAACCACCAACGCCAUUAUCAUCAAAAUUAUCAUCAUCAUCGAUGACAAAAAAAUCAUCAACAACAUUAAUAAAUCCAAAUUUAGUGACAAUAUCAUCGACGACACCAUUACCACCAACACUACCAAUAACAUCAACAACAUUGUCGAUGACACCAUCAGCAAAUAUUGAAUUAAUACAUGAUCCAAAUAUUGUGAUGACAACAACCGGUGCCAUUGAUGGUAGUUGUGGUGGUGGUGGCGGUAUUAAUCCAUCAUCUAUUCAACAUCAUCAUCAUCAUGGACAUUAUCAAGAAUUUCCACCACAACAACAACAAUCAUCUACAACGAUUAUUUAUCAACAGCAACCACAGGGACAACAAUUACCACCACCAUCACAUAUUGUAUCAAUGAUGCAAACAACAAAUGAUCAUCAUCAUCAUCAUCUUAAUCAACAACAACAACGUAAAGAUAGCCAUUCAUCAAUGCAAUUAUCAUCCAUUUCUGGACAAACCGAUAUACGUCCAAGUGGUCGAUCGAGCUUGGCUACAAUUACAUUAAGUUAAGAUGCCUCAAACAAUAAUAUUUACAUAUUUUAAAAAUCAUGAUCUCUACAAAAAAUA